Molecule: messenger RNA, 2739 nt
Organism: Myxocyprinus asiaticus (Chinese sucker)
Lineage: Eukaryota; Metazoa; Chordata; Actinopteri; Cypriniformes; Catostomidae
Product: E3 ubiquitin-protein ligase UHRF1-like
Exons: 17
Coding region: 142-2502 (786 amino acids)
Biological process (GO): negative regulation of gene expression via chromosomal CpG island methylation
Molecular function (GO): protein binding; ubiquitin protein ligase activity
Source: RefSeq, a predicted model, not a curated record
CAGGAGGGGAAACACGUUGUUGGAGAGUUUUAUUGAUUCGCUAGCUCAAUUUCGCGGCAACGUUUUCACACUUUUAUCACAUUUAUUGAAUUAAAAGCACGUCUUCUUUUUCCAAGAGGAAGUUAAUACAGGUUUGCCGCCAUGUGGAUCCAGGUGCGCACUAUGGAUGGCAAGGAGACCCAUCGGGUCGACUCCCUGUCCAAGCUCACCAAGGUGGAUGAGCUGCGUGGGAAGAUAUUGGAACUCUUUAACGUGGAACCGGACAGGCAAAGACUCUUUUACAGAGGCAAACAGAUGGAAGAUGGUCACACCCUCUUCGACUAUAAUGUGGGCUUGAACGAUAUCGUACAACUGCUAGUGCGACAGAGUGCCCCUUCUGCACCGCUAGCGAAGGACAAGGAGGCCGAGCUGUCCGACUCUGACUCUGGUUGCGGUUCGGCCCAGAGCGAGUCCGAUAAGAGCUCAACGCACGGCGAGAGCGAAGCUCAGAGCUCAACGCACGGCGAGAGCGAAGCUCAGAGCGCCGGAACCUCAGGCCAAACUGACACACCGGACCUCAUCAACCCGGGCUUUGGGUUUUACAAGAUAAAUGAGUUUGUGGAUGCUCGAGACUUGAACAUGGGAGCUUGGUUUGAGGCACAGAUCAUCAACGUGACAAAGUCCUCUGGAGAAGAAGGUGGAACUAACGGAGAAGAGAUAAUUUACCAUGUCAAAUAUGAAGAUUACCCAGAGAAUGGCGUAGUGCAGCUACGUGGUAAGGAUGUUCGCCCACGAGCGCGCACCAUUUACCAGUGGCACCAGCUGGAUCAGGGCAUGAUCGUGAUGGUGAACUUUAACCCUGAUGAGCCCAAGGAGCGUGGCUACUGGUACGACGCUGAGAUCCAGAGGAAGAGGGAAACGCGAACCCAGCGCGAAGUUUUCGGCAAGAUUCUGCUUGGGGAUGCUGGCGAUUCUCUGAACGACUGUCGUAUAAUGUUCGUGAACGAAAUCUACAAGAUCGAGGAACCAGGAAGUUCUGAGGGACCCGGAGCCUCUUCCGACAGCCCUCUCAAGAGGUCAAAUGGGCCGGAGUGUAAAGUUUGCAAAGACGAUCUGAAGAAGAACUGUCGCAUGUGUAAUUGUCACGUGUGUGGCGUGAAGCAGGAUCUUGAUAAACAGCUACUGUGUGAUGAAUGUGACAUGGCGUUCCACACCUACUGCCUGAACCCGCCGCUAACCACCAUCCCAGAAGAUGAGGACUGGUACUGUCCAGAGUGUCGCAAUGAUGCCAGCGAGGUGGUUCUGGCUGGAGAGAAGCUAAAGGAAAGCAAGAAGAAAUCCAAGAUGGCAUCAGCGAGCUCGUCUAGUCAGAGGGACUGGGGAAAGGGUAUGGCAUGUGUGGGCCGCACCAAACAGUGCACCAUCGUCCCAUCCAACCAUCACGGUCCCAUUCCCGGAGUGCCAGUGGGAACUCAGUGGAAGUUUAGAGUGCAGGUGAGUGAAUCAGGAGUUCACAGGCCUCAUGUCGCAGGAAUUCACGGCAGGAGUAACGAUGGCGCGUAUUCUCUCGUCCUAGCCGGAGGCUAUGAAGACGACGUGGAUGAUGGUAAUCAGUUCACAUACACGGGCUCUGGGGGUCGCGAUCUCUCUGGAAACAAGAGAACAGCUGAACAGUCCUGCGAUCAGAAGCUCACCAAUAUGAACAGGGCACUAGCUUUGAACUGCAAUGCCGCAGUGAACGAGAAAGAAGGGGCGGAGGCCAAAGACUGGAAGGCGGGGAAACCCGUGCGAGUGGUGCGAAGCUCCAAGGGUCGCAAACACAGCAAGUACUGUCCCGAAGAUGGCAACCGAUAUGACGGAAUUUACAAGGUGGUGAAGUACUGGCCAGAGAAAGGCAAGUCUGGCUUCCUUGUUUGGAGAUACCUACUGAAACGAAACGAUGACGAACCAGCGCCAUGGACACGUGACGGAAAAGAGCGCAUUAAGAAACUGGGGCUCACCAUGCAGUAUCCUGAGGGUUAUCUGGAGGCUGUGGCUGCGAAAGAAAAGGAGAAGGAGAACAAAAAUGAAGAGGACAUCGAAGAAACACCCACCAAGGGCAAGAGAAAGAGGAAAUCUCAGACCGUGGAUGAGAAGAGUUCUCCAGCCAAAGGCACACCUAAGAAGAUGAAGGUGGAAGCGUAUAAACUGAGUAAAGAGCAGAAAGCUUUGAUCAAAGAUGAUGAGCUGAAUAAGAAACUGUGGGAUGAAGCCAUGGAGUGUAUCAGUCUCGGACCGCGGUUCCUGAAUAAAGUUGAGGAGGUUUUCCUGUGCAUCUGCUGUCAGGAAGUCGUCUAUCAGCCAAUCACGACAGAGUGCCAACACAAUGUCUGCAGGGAAUGCCUUCAACGAUCUUUCAAAGCCGAGGUCUACACUUGUCCAGCUUGCCGACACGACUUGGGCAAAAACUACCAAAUGGCAGUGAACAAACCCCUUCAAGCUAUCCUCACCCAACUUUUCCCCGGAUACAGCAGUGGCCGGUGAUGAUACUCCUGCUGUCCGUGAACUACGACGGCAACAAGACGCAAUUCCACAAAUGAAAAUUUCGUUUUUUUAAUAUAUUUAAUGUAUGUUAAGACGUUUCAGGUUGUAGGAUUGAUUUGAAAAACUUUGCCUUGAUUGAAAUCUGCUACUUGAUUUGGCCCUGUUUUGUGAUCUGCCUAUUAUCUAGCCAGUUGAUUUUUGUCCGUAGUCGGUAUUUUUUUUUUUUUUUUUUUUUUU